CCGACAUUUACUCUAAUCGUGAUGAAUGUCAGCAAGCGUGUUUCGUGCUGAUACACCCCAGCAGCUCAUGAAUACAAGAGAAAAACAGGAGGAGGAGAGAUGAAGAACAAGAAAUGAAAAAGUGUGUUAUAGAGGAGAUAUUCUGCAUCACACUGCUGUAAUCGCUAGUAAGGAUUGGUGUGGACUGAUCAGAGGAGAUGUGAGAUACAGAGAAGCUGUGUUGAAGGAAGAUGGCGAGCAGCGGAAGACGAUUGGAUGAGCAGCGAGGAGGCGUGGCCAGAGUCUGAAUGAUUUGUGCGACAGUUACUGGAGAGAGAGAGAGGCGAGAGGCUGUGUGUGUGUGUGUGUGUGUGUUUGAGGGGGUGUACGAGCGCAGGAAUAAUCGCAGGAGAGGCACAGAGAGACGGCGGUGUGGAUCCUGCUCUGCGGCAGCUGUUGGGUUCUUCAUCCCGUGAGGAUCAGUCUCUGCUUUAUACCUGGAGUGAGCAGCGCUUGACGCAGCGGAGGACAGAAGAGGGUCGAAGGAGUGAAGCUGUUAACCCUCUGCCGGACCUCUGAAUCCUGAAGAAAACCUUCCCAGCCGAGAGGGACAUAGACGCAGAGGUAGCGAAGAAGCAUCAAGAAGCAGCAUGGAUACGGGAUGUCGAAUUUAAGGAAAGAAACUGACUGUAGGUUUGCCAGAAAAUGAGAAGCAGGAUAAGGGACAGGUUGAAGAGAUGAUGCAUUGGGGCAAAAUUGAAGAUUGAAACAUCAACUGGCAAAGCAGGACAAGCCUCUGUGUAUUAAAAAGCGUGUUGGUUCAUCUGUAUUCAUCUGUUCAUUCAUGCUGUCUGGGAAACCUUCAGAUGAUUUGGAGGUCAAGAAAAUACUGGAUUUUUUUGCACGGUCCAGCCGUGAGCAGGACUUCUCAUUGCUCCCCUAGUAGGUGUUCAACAGGACAAGGGUUGUUUAUUUGUUAGGAGGCCAGGCCAGAGGCACGAGUGCCAGCAUGCACAUGUCAGAGAUCAAUCGGGUCAAAUGCAUGGAUGUAAAGAGGUGAGCUGCCAUGCAUCAUUGUGGAAAGGCAUCUUCCCUAAUGAAGCGGCAUUAGAGCACCUAUGCCAUUGAUUGAGGGUCCAGAAAGGAUUAAUAGCAUUGCAGGAAAUUACUGAAGUGCAUCUGAAAGAUAUUGAAUCUGCAGUUUAAAGUGAUUAAAUACUGCUAAGGGCUGUGGGUGAGCCUCUGUUGGACUUUAUCGCUACACUUCCAACACUACACUUGUGGACCAAAGACCGCUGAGUUCCUAAUUUAAAAACUGUGUACUCUGAUUCAUCAAAAAAACAAAUAAUGGCCAUGUUUUAAGGGUUUUGGGCUCGUGCUUUCCAACUUGCCGUCUUAUCACUUUUCUUACUUUGUGACUCCAGUCUUGCAAAAGUGGGGAUUAUUUGGCCCCUGGGGGUCCGGGCUGCGGCCCCGGCCCCAGCCCCCAAACCAAAAAUGCGUCGCUCAAGUACAGACGAAACACCGUACCGCCGCAGUCCCUCUCUGGACAGCAAGUCCGGCUCGCCGCCGCUGCGCUACAGCGGGGAAUACGAGUACCACAGCUCGCCCUUCGUCUUCGGCCUUCGCACCACACCGGGGCCAAAGAAAGCUAAAGCCAGCUACACCACCGCACAGGGCCGGAAAUAUGUGGUGUUUUACCUCGACCUGUCCUUCAUCUUUCUUCUAGAGCUGCGGCGCUGCAGGAUGGCCGAGGGCUGCCUGAGGGCUCUGAGAUACGGGAUGGUUUUCUUCAAUCUGCUCUUCUGGCUGGGCGGCUGUGGGAUUCUGGGAGUGGGAGUCUGGCUUUCCAUCACACAGGGAAACUUCGCCACGCUCUCCUCAUCUCUGCCCUCGCUCUCCGCCGCCAAUCUGCUCAUCGCCGUCGGCAGCAUCAUCAUGGUGAUUGGUUGCCUGGGCUGUGUGGGCGCGGUCAAAGAGAACCGGAUGCUACUCCUGAGCUUCUUCGUUCUGUUGCUCCUGAUAUUACUGUUGGAGAUUCUGUUCAUGAUUCUGUUCUUCGCAUAUCAAGAUGAGAUCGAUGUGUAUGCACAAAGCGACCUGAAGAAAGGCCUGCAGCUCUUCGGGACUGAAGGAAACAUUGGCCUGACCAACGCCUGGAGCAUCGUCCAAACCGACUUUCGCUGCUGUGGAGUGACCAAUCACACGGACUGGUUUUACGUGUAUAACGCGACGCGUGUGCCGGACUCCUGCUGUCUGGAGUACAGUGAUAACUGCGGUCUGGAGAAUCCUGGCACCUGGUGGACAGCGCCGUGUUACGAGCGAGUGAAGGGCUGGCUGCAGGAGAAUCUGGUGGCUCUGUGGAUCUUCGCUCUGUGCACGGCUCUAACACAGAUCCUGGGGCUGGUGUUCUCCAUGACCAUAUUCUGUCACGCUGUGAAAGUGGAGACGUUCUACGCAUAGAGACGCGGAACCGGACCAAACACAUUCCUGCUUCUUCAUCGCACACUUCUGUCUUCAUCACUGUAGCAAUCAGUCGUCACAUUUCGCUAACACUGCUAUUUGCAACAUGAUUUUAUAAUCCAGAUCAACUGAAAGAAUGAAAAUGGCUCUUUAUUGUGAAUAUUUAAUGGACAGUUUUUUUUGGUCCAUUUGUGAAGAAAAUACAGCAAUUUUAAAGAGGGAGACCAGUAACUAAUUUUAUAUUUGUAUAAUUUCAUAACACGUGUGAAAUAAACAACCGCUGUUUAUAUUUAUUCAGAGCGAGUUCUCAAUAGACUUAAAAGGUAAGAUGUUCAGAUGACAUUUUUGUAUAUUUGACUUAUUUGACAGUCUUUUAAACAAAAAGUAAUAAAACAGACACAUACUUGAGAAAAUGAAGUACUUACAGUAUGUAGGAAGAAGCACAAGUCUGUUCAGCAGAGGCGAUUUACUAAAAGAACAAAAGCACAGAUUAAUUAAUGUUGUGAGCUCAAGAACCGAUUGUACACAAUGCGUGUCAUUUCUGUGCCACCAAAACAAUAAAACGUCCAAACAGAUCUUUAAAGGGGUCAUGAACUGAGGAACUAAAAUUCCCUUUAUCUUUUGACAUAUAAGAGGUCAUUGUACUAUUAAAAACAUCCUGUAAGUUUCAGAACUCAAAACUUUGUCAUUAGUCUAAAAACAGCUUAUACUGAAGGCAACAUCUGGAAUGUUCUACUCUAUGAUGCAAUAGUGUGGAUAAACCCCUCCCCCGCAGAAGAAUAUCAACACCUGCUGCUACAUCACUGUUUAGCCCCGCCCACCGGUUCGUGCAUGUAGUGUUUAUGAGCGAGCCGAACUCAGGUCUACGCAGAAACCAAACGAUGAAGAUGCUCUGAAGACAAGACGCUGUUCAGUGCCAAGCUGUGGAAGAACAUUCCUUCUGAUCUCAACAUUAGGAAAGAGUGAAUUAACUUUAUUUUUAAUGACGAUCCAGACCACGUAAGUACGAACUCGGAUUCGUUUACAAACAAGGCACAGUUCGACGUGGGACUUUCAGAAAGAUUGAAACUAAAAGACGACGCUGUGCGACUAUAUUGGAUCCAACAGGAAUGUCACAACAAUUGUAACUGUUUUCAUUAUAUGAAAUUAUAUUUACUUCUGAGUCUACAAUCCUCCACAGCUAUUCAGACAGAGCGUUCUGACAGAACAGGGCAGAAAAUAGCUUAUUACUUCUAAAUUAUGACGUUUUUGGAUGUAAAAAUCUUCAUAACAUUAUAAGUGGAGCUCAGAGAACAGUACAAAAUAAAAAGGCAUCAGAGGCAGUUCAUGAUCCCUUUAAAACUCAAUCUGCCCAAACAGAUCCACCGCAAACUCACGGUCGAGUCUCGAAUAUCUUCAUUUUUAUCACUAUUUGUAUAGUUUUAUCAUUUUGAACCUGAGAAGCUUCUUUUUGUGAAAUGUUUAGCUUGAAAAUGAUGGAAGCAUUUAGCUGAAUUCAAUUUGAAAUGAAAAAUGUAAAAUGUCAAUGUAUUCCUGUAUUUGGAUUUACAUUUCCUAUACCUAUGAGAAAUAAUGAGAAUAAAUAUGUACAAAAUUGAGAAGAAUUAAUUUAUGUAAUUUUCAUUUGCCAUUUCCAACACUACUGCUAGCGUUAUAUAUUGAACUGAACGUGUUACGAUUUCAUUUGUAAAUGCAGUAAGGGCAGCAACACUAUUGUUCCAAAGCAUUUACACUAAUAAUUCAAGUUUCAUGAUAUUUGAGGAAGAAUGUUUAGAGAAUCCAGUGUGACUUGCAUGAACGGCACACCUGUCAAUCACUGCAUCAGUGCGGAGCUUCUCUUAAUUACGCUCAGAAUAUUUACAGUCACAGUGAGUUUAGGUUUAGGAUGAACGUCUGGCUCAGGGCUGUUUUUGCCGGGUCUGCUGAUGAUGAUUGUGCAUUACGCCGCUGAAGCACAGACGUGUUUAAGGUGCUGCUUGAGACGAUCUCAUUCAGCAGGAGGAGAAUGAGGGUGGCAUAUGUGCUCUGAAAGAGUGAAGAGCACAGCAUCUUUCCCUAUUCAUGAAACAUGACCACACACAUGAUUGAAACACACAGUUUAUAUAUUCUCAGAGACACGCACACUAAGAUCUGUUUCUGUGAGAAAUGUCUCGGUCUCUGAGUGAAUCUGAUGAGUGAUUCAUUCAGUUACUGCAACAAAAUGACUGAUCGCCACCUACUGGUGUAAUGAUGUACUCCUGUAUCUACAGAAAGAGACACUCAACAAAUCCUUGACUGAUUCAAACGGUUUGACUCACUGCGUCUGGCUGUGACUGGAUUGGUCUGAAUUAGUUUAGGAAUUAUUAAAUAUCAUCCAUCCAUCCAUCUUGCCCACCGUUUGUCCUCUGUAGGCUGUGGGUUGCUGGAUCUGGUCUCAGCGUCUCAAAAACACGCUGGACGGAUGGUAAUCAAACACUGGAUGAACUGUUCUGAUGUGAUACUGAUGGUCGAUAGACCGGCUGCGUCUGAAAGCUCGAUCAGUGACUCUGCAGGCAGUGUUUGCAGACACACUUCUCAUGCAACUACAAUACUAACUUAUAAGGAGAAACUUAUCUAAAGGUGAAAAAGUUGUCCAGAAACAUGCAUUUACACAGCAACUGACCACUGAGCGCAACUCUCAGAUGCAAUGUCAUCUUUCAGCUCAGCGGUCACGGGACGGAAGGCACAGGAUUGUUGGAAAUCACUAGCAGUGAAGGACAUACUGCAUCAUAAAUCCAUCAGACGAAGGCGUUUCAGCGGCCGGCUGUGACGCGAUCAGAUUCAGCAUUUCAGCUUUCAGUUUAAUCCACAGCAUGAGAUUUAUCUGACGAUGGAAAUGAAACAAGACUUUCUGUGUUUAUAUUCUCUGAGCAACUUUUGCCAUUUUGUGUAAUCCAAAUUGAAUUUUGCUAACAAAAUGAGUUCAUGUUUGCUUUGUGCUCUUUAAAUAAAUGACACUUG
Molecule: messenger RNA, 5421 nt
Organism: Onychostoma macrolepis
Lineage: Eukaryota; Metazoa; Chordata; Actinopteri; Cypriniformes; Cyprinidae
Gene: tspan4a
Product: tetraspanin 4a
Exons: 7
Coding region: 1477-2442 (321 amino acids)
Cellular component (GO): membrane
Source: RefSeq, a predicted model, not a curated record